AUGUCAGACAUCAAAGAGGUUCAUCUCACCACGACAAAUUCUUCGAAUGGCGUGCGUGACCCCAAAGGUGCCGUGACCAAUGUCGCAGUCAUCGCAGGCUCUGAAGCCAUCGUGGAAGCUAAGUUGAAGGAGCCUGUGCAGCGCUUUUCCAAAUCUGCAAUGCUGCUUUACGUCUGUGCUUUUGUCGGCUUCUUCUGCUCCACCUGUAAUGGCUUCGAUGGGUCCAUGUUCAACUCGCUUCUCACGAGUAAACAGUUCAAGGAUUACUACGAUGUCGAAAGUACUGGUGCCUGGGCCGGUAUCGUGACCUCCAUGUACCAGAUUGGUGGUGUUGUUGCACUCCCUUUUAUCGGCCCUGCUUGUGAUACGUGGGGCCGGAGGAUUGGUAUGGUGAUUGGAGGGGCUCUUGGUUGCGCUGGUGUUAUCAUCCAGUCCACUGCACCUGCUUCCAACCCUGUGGGUCAAUUCAUGGGCGGAAGAUUCUUGUUAGGCUUCGCUGUACCCAUUCUGACUACCGCUGGACCCUUGUUUGUCGUCGAGACUGCGCAUCCAGCUCACCGAGGUGUUAUUACUGGCCUCUACAACACCUUCUGGUUCGUCGGAUCGAUUCUCGCAGCUGGUGUCACCCGCGGCUCUGCCAGUCUCGGCGGCAAUCAGUCCUGGAGGGUUCCUGUCUGGCUUCAAAUGCUCUUCCCAGGUAUCCUCACCAUAAUCCCCUGGUUCCUACCAGAAUCUCCUCGCUGGCUGUACACGCGCGGCAAAUACACUCAGGCCAAGAAGAUUCUCGCAAAGUACCAUGGUUGUGGUAAUGAAGAUAGUAUCUGGGUAUCCAUGCAGCUUCGCGAGUAUGAGGAGUAUCUCAACAUGGAUGGUGGUGACAAGCGCUGGUGGGACUAUCGUUCCCUUUUCAAGACCCGCCAAGCUCGCUACCGCCUCGCCUGCAACUGCGUCGUUGCUAUCUUUGCGCAGUGGGCGGGAAAUGGUGCUGUCGACUACUUCAUCUCCGGUGUUCUUGAGUCGGCAGGCGUAACGGGAGAAAUCGAGCAGAUGAACAUUAACCUGGGAAAAAGCUGCAUGCAAUUUGCCUUUGCCAUUGCGGGUGCUCUUUCCGUCGACAAACUCGGUCGCCGCCCAAUGCUGAUCGGGACCUUCUCCGCUAUCACCUUCAUCUGGGCCGGCGCUAUCGGUGCUGUUUCCUACCAAAACAAAACGGACAGCGCCGCCGCUGGCAAUGCCUUUGUCGCCCUAGUCUUCCUCUUCAAUGCCGUCUUCGCUUUUGGUAUCACACCACUGCAGGCUCUGUAUCCCGUCGAAGUACUUUCCUUUGAGAUUCGCGCAAAGGGCAUGGCUUUCUCUAACCUCUCGCUCACCACGGCCAUGUUGAUCAACCAGUUUGUUUACCCAAUUGCGCUAAAGAAGAUUGGCUGGAAACUGUAUAUUGUGUUUGUCUGCUGGUGUCCUGUACAGGCGUUUGUUGUCUGGUUGUUCAUUCCCGAGACGAAAAACCGUACGCUGGAGGAGAUUGACGAUAUUUUUAAUGCUCCGAAUCCGAGGAAUGCGUCGUUGGUUAAGAAGAGGCUGGCUACUGACGGAAAGGGGAAUGUACUCCAGAUUGAGAGGAUUUGA
This is a messenger RNA of Pyrenophora tritici-repentis Pt-1C-BFP, 1626 nucleotides long. Lineage: Eukaryota; Fungi; Ascomycota; Dothideomycetes; Pleosporales; Pleosporaceae. The record is from RefSeq and is a predicted model, not a curated record.